Molecule: messenger RNA, 207 nt
Organism: Protopolystoma xenopodis
Lineage: Eukaryota; Metazoa; Platyhelminthes; Monogenea; Polystomatidea; Polystomatidae
Source: the annotation of a GenBank genome assembly
AUGCCUGUGUAUCCAUUUGUCUUUCUCUCGCCAUUUGCAUUCAGCCUGAAUGUAGAGAAGGCGGCCGGGGUGGGGGGUGAAUGGGUGGGCGGUAUGGGAGGGGGUUUAGUCGGCACGAGGACAGGAGGGACUGACAAGAAACAGGGCGUCAAGCUGGUCUCAAGCCGAGGCCGGUAUCACGCGAUGCCGGUCUCUCGACUUGUGUAA